Messenger RNA from Peronospora belbahrii, 504 nucleotides. NCBI's taxonomy places the organism in Eukaryota, Oomycota, Peronosporomycetes, Peronosporales, Peronosporaceae. The record is from the annotation of a GenBank genome assembly.
AUGCGGAUUGUAUCUUUUGAGCCUUUACUAGGCCAGACUGAUGGCAUACACAACACGAAGCAGAAUCAGGAGACCAAUAAUAUCAUUUAUCAAAAUGAUAAAGUGGUCGUUGCUUCGUCGGUGCCGUCGUUGCUGCAUUUGUAUCGUCCUGUAAGUGCUCCAAGUCUGCGACCUCAGUUCGGAGAGAUUGGCAACAGUAUGACUGGGCGUCGCGAAAAGCGUAAAUCGUCCAGGAGAUGUUGUGGGGUCAAGAGGAUAGAUAAAAGCAAAAAAGAAGCUAAAGAGAUAGUGACACUGAAGGUUAUGCUGCUGUGCUCACUGGACGCGGAACAAGUGGAAGUGGUAGUAGAUGAAGAUUACGACGAGUUGAAAAGAGUAGAGCGCCAGCAAAUGCAGCGAGUUCGACACGAUGCACUACUGUUUGGAACAAGUUGGGAGCAUAUUGCUGGUGGACGGACUAUGCGGUGUCUUCUUGCCGAAAGUUUGGUGGAAGUAGCAUUGUAA